UAUUUUCACAUGCCUUGCCAACCAUUACAGCUACAAACGGAAGUUCUCAGUUUACAUUGAUUUGUUGUUGUAAACAAUACAGGUGUCAUAAAACACAGUGUUGGUUAACGUUUUUUUCUUGUUUAUGAAAACAGCUGAGCAUAAACAAAACAAAAUUGAAAAAUUUACAAUUUGUUUGUAAAAAUUCUACAGUAAAAUGUGUAAAAUAAUUAUUUAAAAGCUAAAUAUAUAUUCUAUAAAAAUGUCUACAACUUUAGAACGUUGUCCCGGACAAUAUUGUGGUCGCAUACAAUUAGAUAAUGAGACCUGGAGUGAUUGUGGUCCCUGUCCACGGGGAUUUCGUGUCAACGAUAGUUAUGCCUGUACCCAAUGUGAGGAUGAGCUAGAUGCCUAUUCCUGGUUUUAUUUAGGCUUUAUGGCCGCUUUACCGCUAAUGAUGCACUGUUUCUUUAUAGAUUUAGAUGCCAAGGAUAGAAAAUUUUCCCGCAAGCAGUUGAUUUUAACUACUUGCGCCUGUCUAGAAGUUAUUAUUUCCGCCAUAGCUGCUGUUCUUUUAAUGGAACCUAUGGGUGAAUUUCGUUUAUUUGCCUGUCCUGUGCGCAAAUUUUCCGAUUGGUAUACUCUUUUUUAUAAUCCUGCUCCUAAUUAUGAGAAAUCUUUACAUUGCACUCAGGAGGCGGUGUAUCCUUUGCAAACCAUUAUUUUGGUUUUCUAUUUUUUGUGUUUGGUUACCAUGUUUAUUAUAAGACCUCUGGUUAGCACUCUAUUGGAGGUGAGGGGCAAGGCUCCUAUUUAUGCUGCUUUAUAUUUUCUGCCUCUGAUAACGUUUAUUCAUGCCUUGGCUUGUGGUUUAAUAUACUAUUCAUUUCCCUAUAUGAGCAUUGCUAUAUCAAUGAUUGCUAAUGCUAUACAUUACUCCAUGAAAUUGGAUCAAUCUUUUAAAGCUCUGAUCAAAUCUUCUUGUUUGGAAAUUAAAAAUUUAGUUAUAAUAUGCAUACAAUGGCUGUUAUUAGCCUAUGGCAUUAUAGCUUUAGGACAUCACUAUGCCUUAUUGUGUUUAGUGCCCUUUCCUUCAAUAUUCUAUAUAUUAACUGUACGUUUUACCGAUCCAGCCGAAUUUCGAGAAAGUGAAGCACGCAGCAGUUAAGAUGAAGAAGAAAGAAAGAUGCGAGCUAUAUAAUUACUACAAUCAAAUCCAUUAAAAACCAGCAAUUAAGUUUUGUUGUCAAUAAAUAAAUUAGAAAGUGAUUAAGGUAAGUCGAAACAAGGCUUUCCAUAAGUAUUUGUAUAACACAGCUAGCAUCCGUACUUUCUUAUCAUUUUCCUUUUUCAAUUUUAUAAAACUCAUUCGAAUUUCAGAAAUUUCAAGAAAAAGUUAUACUUACUUAUUUUUUUAAUCAAUUAAUUGAAAACAACAUUUAGUUUUUUUUUUUUAUAUAAUGUUUGUGUAUGUUUUUUUUAUUUAUUUAAAUUCUAAAUGUAAUUAUAAAUUAUUUAAAUACAUAUACAUUAAUCAUCAUUUUUUUUUCAUUCCCAUUGUUUUUAUGUUUGUUGUUUUGUUUAAAUCCAAUAUUAAUUCUUAAUUUAUACACAAUACAUGUUAUAGCUACAUAUUGUU
This is a messenger RNA of Lucilia sericata (common green bottle fly), 1618 nucleotides long. Its product is annotated as JNK1/MAPK8-associated membrane protein. Gene Ontology annotation, biological process: response to unfolded protein. Gene Ontology annotation, molecular function: ubiquitin protein ligase binding. The coding region runs from base 242 to 1147 and encodes 301 amino acids. The record is from RefSeq and is a predicted model, not a curated record. Gene Ontology annotation, cellular component: membrane. Lineage: Eukaryota; Metazoa; Arthropoda; Insecta; Diptera; Calliphoridae. The transcript has 6 exons.